GCCAAUGGACGAGGAUAACAAAGGAAAGGCUGAGAUGAUCGACUUAACAAACUGGUCACACACUCACACAGAGAGAGAGACAGACAGAGAAAGAGAGAGAUGGAGGAGAAUAAAGAGAAGCAAAGAGUGUGCGUAACAGGUGCAGGAGGGUAUUUGGCAUCAUGGGUCGUGAAGUUUCUUCUCUCCAAGGGUUACAUGGUCCAUGGAACUGUUAGAGACCCCUGUGAUGAAAAGAAGAAUGGUCAUCUGAAGAAGUUGGAAAAAGCUGCAGAGAAUCUGCAACUCUUUAAGACAGACUUGCUGGACUAUGAAGGUCUGUGUGCUGCCAUUGCUGGAUGCACUGGGGUUUUUCAUGUCGCCUGUCCAGUACCUGCUAGUCGAAGUGUGCCUAAUCCUGAGGUGGAACUGCUUGAACCAGCUAUUACGGGUACUAGGAAUGUACUAAAUGCUUGUUUGAAGGCCAAGGUGAAAAAAGUUGUGGUUGUAUCAGCUACUGGAGCUGUCAUUUUCAACCCUUAUUGGCACAAGGAUCAGCCAAUGGAUGAAAGCUGUUGGACAGACACAGAACACUGCAAAUCAAUUCAGAACUGGUAUUGUGUUGGCAAGACUGUAUCAGAGCGUGAGGCUUUGGAGUAUGCAAGGAGAGGUGAACUCAACCUCGUAACAGUUUGUCCAUCCAUUAUCAUCGGGCCACUGUUGCAAUCGACAUUAAAUGCCAGUAGCUUAUUUCUUCUAAGGUGCAUGAAAGAUGCAAGUGAUACAAUGGAAGAUAGCUAUUGUCCAGUGGUAGAUGUGCGUGAUGUUGCUGAGGCAAUCCUCCUGGCAUAUGAAAAUCCAGAGGCAGAGGGGAGAUACAUAUGUUCUUCGUAUGACGUUCGAACACAAUUUCUGGUUGAAAAGUUGAAGAGCAUGUUUCCCAGCUACAAUUACCCUACAAAUUUUACAGAGGCAAAGGAUGGUUUGAAGCUGAAUUCCGAGAAGUUGCAGAAUUUGGGAUGGAAGUAUAGGGCGUUGGAAGAGACCAUAGUUGAUGCUGUUAAGAAUCUUGAAGAAAGUGGUUUGUUAAACAAAGACUAGUCAUCACAUGUUGUAUUGUAGCCGAAUAACAACAACUACAACUACAUAUAUAUUUCUAUAGUAAUAAUUGUGCUGACCUUGGCUUUUGCUAGCAGCAAAAUUCAUGUUUCUCAUUAUUUUUUCUUGUAUGUGCUGGGCUUCUUUUUGGUGAACAUGUCACACCACAACCACAAAACAAAACAUGCGCAGAGUAAACACACACACACAGUGGUCCCUCUCUCCUU
Messenger RNA from Ilex paraguariensis (yerba mate), 1301 nucleotides. Lineage: Eukaryota; Viridiplantae; Streptophyta; Magnoliopsida; Aquifoliales; Aquifoliaceae. The record is from the annotation of a GenBank genome assembly.